Lathyrus oleraceus (garden pea) is the source of this 927-nucleotide messenger RNA. RefSeq lists its product as uncharacterized. The transcript is spliced from 3 exons. Lineage: Eukaryota; Viridiplantae; Streptophyta; Magnoliopsida; Fabales; Fabaceae. The record is from RefSeq and is a predicted model, not a curated record. The coding region runs from base 1 to 927 and encodes 308 amino acids.
AUGGCCCAUAUGAUGCAUGAUAUUUCGGUAGAUCAGUUUGAUGAUGUGGUAGCCAACAUUUCUAUAAGAAGGUACUUGGUUUUCAACGAGGCCGAGUUGACAAUUGAAGGUAAUAAUCACAACAAAGCUCUACACAUUUUUGUGACUCAUGCAGACACUUUAACUUCGAGGGUCCUAGUUGACAUUGGCUCUUCACUUAAUGUUUUGUCUAAAAGCACAUUAAUUCUACUGCAUUAUGAGGGACUAGAGAUAAGAGCGAGUGCCUUGAUUGUCCGUGCUUUUGAUGGAUCUCAGAGAGAGGUUAUUGGGGAAGUUGAUUUGAUAAUAUGUAUGGGUGACUGCCACUUUACUAUCACUUUCCAAGUCAUGGAUAUCCACCCUGCCUACAGUUGUCGACUGGGGAGACCAUGGAUCCAUGCAGUCGGCGUCGUCACUUCUACUAUGCACCAAAAACUGAAAUAUGUUGAGACUGAGGAGGGAAUAAUUGAGGUUCCAUUCCAAGGUUUAUAUUUUGAAGAAGUUAGCUCCACAUCUGUCGGUCAGGGUCAGUCAACAACCUUAGUGUUGUCAUCAGCUAAGAGUGCCAAGCAGACUUUGGAGAAUGGUCCUCUUCCUAGAUGGGGCCAGAUUAUGAAAGUCUCUAAGAAGCGUGAUCGCUUUGGCCUCGAAUAUCGUCCUACUUCCCAUCACCUAGCUGCAAGGGGAGAUAUGCCUAGGUUGGAAACCAACAUUAUUGAACAUUGCCUACCAUAUAAGCCUGAAUGCCCUCCAGUAAAGCAAAAACUUCACAGAACCCGACCUGACAUGGCACCGAAGAUCAAAGAAGAGGUUAAGAAUCAGUUUGAUGCUGGUUUCCUGGAUAUCAUAGAAUAUUCUCAGUGGGUUUCCAAUAUUGUUUCGGUUCCGAAUAAGGAUGGGAAAGUUUGA